Molecule: messenger RNA, 1430 nt
Organism: Falco peregrinus (peregrine falcon)
Lineage: Eukaryota; Metazoa; Chordata; Aves; Falconiformes; Falconidae
Gene: HEXIM1
Product: HEXIM P-TEFb complex subunit 1
Exons: 1
Coding region: 222-1115 (297 amino acids)
Biological process (GO): negative regulation of cyclin-dependent protein serine/threonine kinase activity; negative regulation of transcription by RNA polymerase II
Cellular component (GO): cytoplasm; nucleus; nucleoplasm
Molecular function (GO): cyclin-dependent protein serine/threonine kinase inhibitor activity; 7SK snRNA binding
Source: RefSeq, a predicted model, not a curated record
GGUGGGGCGUGGCGGGGGGGGGGGAGGUAGCGGCGGCGGCGCGUGCCAUGCGCGCGGGGGGGCGGGCCCGGCGGCGUUAACCCCUCCGCGGCCGGCUGCGGUAAGCGCCGGGGGCUUCGGCCCCGCGUCAUGGCCCGGGCGGCCUGAGGAGGAGCGGUGGGAGGGGCGGCCCCAUGCGCUGAGGGUAGCGCCUGUGCCCCGAGGGAGCGGAGCCCAGCGCCAUGGCCGACGCGGCGCCCGCUGAGCCAGAACCGGAGCAGGAGCCCCAGUGCGAACCAGAGCCCCGCGGCGACCCCCCGCCGGAGCCCAAGCGCGGCGACGCGGCCGACGGCGAGACCGGGCGGCUGCCACCCCCCGGGGCGGAGGAGGCGGCGGCGGCGGGCGGCGCCGAGGGGCGGCCGGUGGCGGGCGGAGCGGCGCGUCCCGGCCUGGGCCCGCGGUUCCGGUCAUCGGUGGGUCGCACCGAGGAGUGGCCGGUGAAGAAGAAGCACCGCCGGCGGCCAUCGAAGAAGAAGCGGCGCUGGAAGCCCUACUCGAAGCUGAGCUGGGAGGAGAAGCAGCAGUUCGACGAGCGGCAGAGCCUCCGCGCUUCCCGGCUGCGCGCCGAGAUGUUCGCCAAGGGGCAGCCGGUGGCCCCCUACAACACCACGCAGUUCCUGAUGGAGGACCACGACCAGGAAGAGCCCGACCUGAAGACGGGGCUCUACCCGCGUCGGGCGGCCGCAAAGUCGGACGACACGAGCGAGGAGGAUUUCCUGGAGGAGGCGGCGGAGGAGGACGGGGGCAGCGACGGGAUGGGGGGGGACGGCAGCGAGUUUCUGCAGCGGGACUUCUCGGAGACGUACGAGCGGUACCAUGUGGAGAGCCUGCAGAACAUGAGCAAGCAGGAGCUGGUGAAGGAGUACCUGGAGCUGGAGAAAUGCCUCUCCCGCAUGGAAGAGGAGAACAACCGGCUGAGGAUGGAGAGCAAAAAACACGGGGGGGAAGCAGCGGAGAUGGCCCGGGUGCGGCAGCUGGAGCUGGAGGUGGACAGGUUGCGAGCCGAGAACCUGCAGCUGUUGAAGGAGAAGGACCUGCCCGGGCAGGAGAAAGGCCCCUGCCAGCUGGGGGAGUGACACUGGGGCGGGGGGGCACGGGGGGGCUUUUUACAGUGGUGGGGUGUAACAUUCUAUACAUCUGUACAGAGACGCCGCGGACCCUUUUUAACGGGAAUAAAGCGCAGCUGGGGAGCGGGGCUGGGCGCUGCCGGGGCCUCCCCCCCUUUUUUAGGUGGCUGUGAUGGGGCAAGGGGGGGUUUGAUGUAUUGGUGAUACUUGGUUUAUUUUUUUUUUUUUGUCUUAAAAAAAAAAAAAUCCCCAGGAAAGCUGUAAAUUGGCCAAAACUGACUAUAAAAAAAAUUACAGAGGUCUAAUAAAUUUAAUUACUUGUAA